Molecule: messenger RNA, 1554 nt
Organism: Seriola dumerili (greater amberjack)
Lineage: Eukaryota; Metazoa; Chordata; Actinopteri; Carangiformes; Carangidae
Product: neuronal acetylcholine receptor subunit alpha-7-like
Exons: 10
Coding region: 1-1554 (517 amino acids)
Biological process (GO): signal transduction; regulation of membrane potential; monoatomic ion transmembrane transport
Cellular component (GO): neuron projection; postsynaptic membrane; synapse
Molecular function (GO): acetylcholine-gated monoatomic cation-selective channel activity; transmembrane signaling receptor activity
Source: RefSeq, a predicted model, not a curated record
AUGCACUAUUACAACCUCGGUUGUCAUGGCGGUAUGUACCAGAGGAAGCUCUACCACGACCUCAUGGUCAACUACAAUCGGCUGGAGAGACCCGUCCAGAACGACUCAGCCCCCAUCGUGGUGGACCUAGGCCUCACACUGCUGCAAAUCAUUGAUGUGGAUGAAAAGAACCAAGUGUUGAUCACAAACGCCUGGCUGCAGCUGUACUGGACAGAUAUUUACCUUUCAUGGAACCCAGAGAGCUACCCCGGGGUGCAGAACCUUCGCUUCCCUUCUAAUCUGAUAUGGGUUCCAGAUAUCCUCCUCUACAACAGCGCUGAUGAGAGGUUUGAUGCAACGUUCCAUACAAAUGUGCUGGUCAAUGCCUCAGGGGCCUGCCAGUACAUCCCACCAGGCAUCUUGAAGAGUACCUGCUACAUCGACGUACGGUGGUUCCCAUUUGAUGUACAGAAGUGUGACCUGAAGUUUGGCUCCUGGACUCACAAUGGCUGGCUGCUGGACCUCCAGAUGAUGGAUGUAGACAUCUCUACCUACAUACCCAAUGGGGAGUGGGACCUCGUAGGUGUGCCAGCUAAGCGUAAUGAGCUGUACUACGACUGCUGUAAAGAACCCUACCCCGAUGUGACGUUCACAGUCACCAUGCGCCGCAGGACACUUUACUACGGCCUCAACCUGCUCAUCCCCUGCGUGCUCAUCUCUGGUCUGGCUCUGCUGGUCUUCCUGCUCCCUGCUGACUCCGGAGAGAAGAUCUCACUGGGCAUCACAGUGCUGCUGUCUCUGACGGUGUUCAUGUUACUGGUAGCAGAAAUCAUGCCUGCCACUUCAGACUCUGUUCCUCUGAUUGCUCAGUACUUUGCUAGUACCAUGAUGAUUGUGGGCUUGUCUGUGGUGGUAACAGUCCUGGUACUACAGUUCCAUCACCAUGAUCCCCAUGGAGGGAAGAUGCCUAAAUGGGUUCGAGUCAUCCUCCUCAACUGGUGUGCUUGGUUCCUCCGCAUGAAGAAGCCUGGAGAGGAAACCAAAACAGCUAUGAGCUCUAGGAACCCCCCAAACUACAAGUACUCCCAUCCUCCUCCUCACCACACCAGCACCAGCAGCAUUCAGAUGAGCACCAUACCUGGCCAGGCAUCCACCCAGUCAACCACGACCAAUGGGAGCAUGAACCUGUACUUUGGCUACCACUCAAUGGGCACAGACAGCCCUGCUUUCCCACCGAGCACAGAUUCAGGUGUGGUGGUGUGCGGCGGUGGUGGAGGAGGAGUUGGCCACCCUAACAGCUCAUCCCCACACGACAUCCACUCAGAGCAGACGCGGACAUUACUGCUGGAGCAGGUCCCGGAAAUUUCCCAGAUCCUGGAGGAAGUGCAGUACAUUGCGAGGCGCUUCCGAGAGCAGGAUGAGGGAGAGGCGAUCUGCAGCGAGUGGAAGUUUGCGGCGGCGGUGGUGGAUAGGUUAUGCCUGGUGGCCUUCUCGCUCUUCUCCAUCAUCUGCACCUUCACCAUUCUCAUGUCGGCUCCCAAUUUCAUUGAGGCUGUGUCCAAAGACUUCACAUAA